Molecule: messenger RNA, 4742 nt
Organism: Leguminivora glycinivorella
Lineage: Eukaryota; Metazoa; Arthropoda; Insecta; Lepidoptera; Tortricidae
Exons: 2
Coding region: 192-1079 (295 amino acids)
Biological process (GO): DNA integration
Molecular function (GO): nucleic acid binding
Source: RefSeq, a predicted model, not a curated record
AUGGUUGGUCUGUGGUCGCAUGAAAAGAAAAAAUAAAAUUGUCUUUGAUCUGAACUGGUGUUUGAAUAGCUGCGCUCCCAAUUCCCAAAAAUUGAAAUAAAUUAAAUAAAGCCAUCCCUGGUCAACGCCUAUCGCCAAGGAACAAUACAUGGUGUCAGAAGAAAAAAGGAAAAGAAAAACAAGGAAGACAGAUGGAGAAUAAGGUAAUAAUCGCAGGAAAUAUCAAACCGCUACUGCUAACCGCACAAGAUGGCGCAGGUACAGCUUGUUCUAACGGCGAAAAAUGGAGAAAGUGGCGUCAGAAAUUCGAAAUUUUCUCAGAGGCUAACGAUUUCGACAAAUUGACCGACAAAAAGAAAAUAGCAAUAUUUUUAAAUGCCAUAGGCGACGAUGGACUAGAAAUAUUUGACUCAUUCCACGUGGACCGCACUAAAGAAACGUUAAACUCAAUUUUACUUAAAUUUGACCAGAAAUUUAACGAAUGUAGAAACACCACCGUCGAGAGAUAUAAUUUUUUUACAAGAUUUCAAAAGGAAGAAUCUUUAGAUGAGUACGUCACAUGUCUCAACAAUUUAGCAGCAUCAUGCAAGUUUGAAGAUCUGAAAGAGUCGCUCGUAAAAGACAUGUUCGUCAUAGGGUUACGAAAUAGCAUCAUUAAAGAAAAACUUCUACAAAACGACGAGAUAACCACAGUGAGUGAAGCAGUCCAAAUUGCGAAAACUCUGGAAUUGUCAAGCAAAAGGUCAAAGUUAUUAAACGAAGGUAAUCAUCAGGCUCAAGAAGUGCAAGAGAUUUCCAACAAUAGAACCUCAAGACAUCAGUCAAGAUCGAAUUUCAGAAAUAACUCCCAAAAUAGACAAUCAAGAACACGAUCAAGAUCUAAAUACAACAAUCGAGUUGGUCGAGACCGCAGCAGUUCAACGCCAAACAACAGCAACUACAACAACGGGACCUGCAGAAGAUGUGGCCAGGUACACCGAUACAAAUGUCCAGCGCAAGGCAAGACUUGUGUCAUUUGUAAAAAGCAAAAUCAUUUUGCUCAAUGUUGUUUCAACAAAAAUAAAAAAGACAACAAGUAAAAAAUUUAGGUACUAUCACACUGUCGGGUACUUUCGAAAAUGGAAAACUGGCUGACAUAAACUUCAUAGUUCUGGAUUGUGAAUGCUCAACCAUUCUGAGUGCAGAUACGUCUGAAGAACUUGGGUUCGUCAAACGACUAUAUGAAGUGACAACUGACAGGUCAGUAAAAACGUUGUUGGACUCUUACUCAGACACUUUUGAGGGUUUAGGCUGUCUGCCUCAGAAGGCACAUUUACAUGUUGACACAAAUGUUCCACCGAAAGUUUGUCCUGUCCGUAGAAUUCCAUAUGCUUUACAUCCAAAACUUAAGACAGAGUUAGAUAGAAUGGAGGAGUUACAGGUCAUAGAGAAAGUUACAACUCCUACAGAUUGGGUAAAUGCCAUAGUUCCUAUAGAAAAAUCGAAUGGUCAAUUACGCAUAUGUCUAGACCCGAGACCUCUUAAUAAAGCCAUUAAAAGACCUCAUUUCCCAUACCCUACAUUAGAUGAUUUACGUUCUAAAGUAGCAGGUGCGUCAGUAUUUUCAAAGUUAGAUGCUAAUUCUGGCUAUUGGAUGAUACCGUUAGAUGAAGAAAGUAGUAAACUUUGUACAUUUAAUACACAGUUUGGCAGAUACAAAUUUCUUAGACUUCCAUAUGGUAUAAACUCAAGUGGAGAAAUAUUUCAUAAAAUAAUGUCAGACAUAUUCAGUGAUUUGCCUGGAGUACUUAUUUUUGUUGAUGACAUCCUAGUAUUUGGCUCAAAUCAAAAAGAACAUAAUGAGAGGUUAGAAAAUGUUUUCAGAAAAGCUCGAGAAGUAAAUUUAAAGUUUAAUAAAUCAAAAUGCAUGUUUGACAAGUCAGAAAUUACUUAUGUAGGUCAUGUUUUUAAUAGAAAUGGCAUUUCAGCAGAUAAAUCUAAAGUCGAAGCCAUAGUCAAAAUGCCACGACCAGAAAAUGUCAAAGACUUGCAACGUUUUCUGGGAAUGGUAAAUUAUCUAGGCUCGUACAUACCAAAUUUAGCAAAUGAAACUAAUCUACUCAGAAGUUUGCUUAAAAAACAAAAUAUUUGGCAGUGGACAGAUAGUCAUGAAAAAGAAUUUAUAGAAUUAAAAAGCCUUAUCACACAGUCACCAGUUUUAGUUCAUUAUGAUGUUAACAAACCUAUAAGAAUGUCAGUAGAUUCAUCAAAGAGUGCAGUCGGUGCAGUCAUAUUUCAUGGGAAAAACCCAAUUGCUUAUUCAUCAAAAUCACUUACAAGCACACAGAAAAAUUAUGCUCAAAUUGAGAAAGAACUUUAUGCAAUUGUAUAUGGUUGUAAAAAGUUUCACCAAUAUAUAUAUGGUAAAACCAUACAAGUAGAAACAGAUCAUCAGCCCUUAGUCACUCUAUUUAAAAAACCUUUGUCCGAUGUGCCAGCUCGUCUGCAAAGAAUGAUGAUUACAUUACAGGCAUAUGAUUUAAUUGUGUCAUACACAAAAGGUACUGAAAUGUAUGUUUCAGAUACAUUAUCAAGAGCUCCAAUAUCAUCAGGUAAUAUAGAGAAAUUUGAUGCUAAUGAGUUAGAAAAUAACAUCAUUUGUCAAGUAAAGUCAAUCACUUCAAACUUAGCCAUAACUGAAAAUAAAUUAGAACAAAUUAGAAAUCAUACUAAGUCAGAUUUGACUCUUGUAAAAUUACAGGAAUAUUAUUUUGAAGGUUGGCCAAAUAGUAAAACUCAAUGUGAUCCUAUAACUUUACCAUACUGGAAUAUUCGUGAUGAAAUCCAUGUAAUUGAUGAAAUACUAUUUAAAAAUCAGUCUGUGAUCAUACCAAAGUCAAUGCGUUCUGAAAUAUUGAAUAUUUUACAUGAAGGCCACAUGGGUAUAGAAAAAACAAAAAAUUUGGCCCGUGGGUUAGUUUUUUGGCCAAACAUAUAUCAUGACAUAGAAAUGAAAGUUAGACAAUGUGAAACGUGUAUGAUGUUUAGUCCAAAUAAAACAAAGGAAACUUUAUUGUCACAUGAGCAACCAAGCCUACCAUGGCAAAAGGUGGCGACAGAUCUAUUUGAUUACAAUAAUAAAAAAUACCUACUAGUCGUCGAUUUUUAUUCAAAUUACAUAGAAAUUGCUCAAUUAAAUACAGAUUCUAGAAGUCAGACUGUAAUUCAACAGUUAAAGUCAAUAUUUUCCCGGCAUGGCAUCCCAUUGCAACUAGUUAGUGAUGGUGGUCCGCCAUAUAAUAGUCAGGAAUUUCACCAAUUCCUCAAUGAGUGGGACAUUGAACAUAUUAUGUCAAGUCCUCACCUUUCAAGGUCGAACGGAUUAUCUGAAAUAUCUGUAAAAAUAAUAAAGAACAUUUUGAGAAAAUGUCAAAAUUCAGGUACAGAUUUUCACUUGGGGUUGUUACAAUAUAGGACAACACCUAGAGGAAAUUUGAAGUCACCGUCCGAAUUACUCAUGUCAAGAAAGCUUAGAACUAAGUUACCUACAAGUCUAGAAAGUCUAAAGCCCAAAGUCAUUACAUUUGCAGAUCAUUCUAAAAAUAAGUCAGAAAUAUUGGCAAAACGAGAAGCAUACUAUAAUAGGAAUGCAACUCCGGCACAGGAAUUUCAUGAUAAUGACAUAGUCUAUUUCAAGAAAAAUCCUAGUGAUGUAACAUGGACAAAAGGCACAAUUAUGUCUAAAACUAAGUUUCCUAGAUCUUAUUUUGUCAAAAAUUCAGAUGGGACAGUGUAUAGGCGGAAUUCUCAACACAUUAAGUUGUUUAAGUCAUGUCUGUUAGGAUCAGAGUCUGGAUCUAAUAAUGAUGUCGAGUCUAAGUCCAACAAGGUCAGUCAGUCAUGUAGUCGCAGGCACCCGAGUCAGCCUGGUCAAGUAUUUACAGACAGAAAUAGUCAGUCAGUCAGUCAGUACAAUAAAAAGUCAUGUCAGGUUCAAAAAGAGAAAGAAAAGGGAGAUACAGGCUAUUAUAUCCCAGAUUGUUUGUUAUUUCAGCCAUGUCAGUCAAGUCCAAAAGUUAAUGUAGAUGUCAGUUCAGAGUCGAGUUGUAAUGCUAACAAUAAUGAAAGUUUCAGGUCUAGUCAGUCUCAUGAAAACUUGUCAAGUCCAAUCACUAGUCUAAAUAAUGAGUCUUUGUGUCAGUCGUCAGUAAUUAGUGAUAUAAGUAAUGAUGUAGAUGAUGAUGUAAACUGUGAAAACUUACCUUGCAUGUCAACAACAGAGAAACAGAUUGAGGAGCCUCGAUACAGUUCUAGAGGGAGAUUGUUAAAGAAAAUAGACAAAUUAGAUUUAUAAGUGUUUAUUUAAUAAGUUUGACAUGUAAACAUAACAUAAUAAAAUAAUAUAUUUAUUCUAGAAGAAGUAAUGACGAGGUUUCCACUGAUGUAAAUUGUAAUUAACGUGUAAGUUUCACAAAUGUUUAAAAAGGUUGACUGCAAAAUGCUAUGUAUACUAAUUGUAAUGUAUUUGAAAUAGGAUAAUGGAAUUUGAUACUGUGAUAAUAUUUCAAUUUAAUGAUAAUUAAUGCUAAUGUUUGCCUAGCGUAAAUAGGUUAGCUGUCAAAUGAUAAAAUAAUGUGAUUGUCAAAAUUAGCUGUCAAUGUCAUCUGUCAUAUUAUUUUCUUUUUAAAAAGGGGCAUGUUGUAUAGUCUAUGGUUGGUCUGUGGUCGCAUGAAAAGAAAAAAUAAAAUUGUCUUUGAUCUGAA